Molecule: messenger RNA, 4524 nt
Organism: Cydia pomonella (codling moth)
Lineage: Eukaryota; Metazoa; Arthropoda; Insecta; Lepidoptera; Tortricidae
Gene: VGlut
Product: vesicular glutamate transporter 1
Biological process (GO): neurotransmitter loading into synaptic vesicle; regulation of synapse structure or activity; synaptic transmission, glutamatergic
Cellular component (GO): excitatory synapse; synaptic vesicle membrane
Molecular function (GO): neurotransmitter transmembrane transporter activity; L-glutamate transmembrane transporter activity
Source: RefSeq, a predicted model, not a curated record
AUAUUUGGACCCUUUUAAACGAAGUUAAGUUAAUGUCUCUUUAUUUCAAUUAAAAAAAAAUUAAAGUUUAUGGAUUAUUCCGGUUUUAACGGUAUGUGUUAGAAAGAUAACAUUAUUUUAAAUAAGUGUGAUAUUUUUUAUUGUUUUCUGUAUAAUUGCGACCAGUAGCGAGGAAAAUGUGUUUUCAACUUUGAGACUCUUGCUGCAGUACAAGAUAUGGGACUUAAAAAAAUAUAAUGUUAAUUGUAUUUUUUAGGCUAGUCACACACGGGUAGGCCGCUUUGGACUCGUAGGUUUUAUUCAGCUUUUUAAGUUAACUUGUUUGCCUCAUUUUGGAACUUUUUUUUUAUUAUGAAGGUUUCGCUCCUCUAGAGCUUUCUUUAGACAAUAGCUUAGGCAGUAUAUUAUCAGUAGCUGCUUGUAAAGCAGUGGUUCUGGAUUCAGAUCUCCUCAAAGGCAUUUAAUUGUGUAAUUAUUAAUAAGAAUACUUGUUACUGAAUUAUGCAUGUUUGUGUUUUAUUUAGGUAGGUUAGUGACAUUUUGACUGUAAGAAUAAUUUGUCAAACCGACAGUUUAAAAUCAAAAACAAUUCAAAUGGUUUCCAAGAACUGCAUAAAGCAUUUCGUCCCCCCGCACUGCACUCAUGUGGAAACAUUGUCGGGGGUGCCUUUCGGAGGUUGCAUGGUCCUCCUGAAAAUUUCUGAAAAUUUCAAAACCACGCCUCUUUUCCAGCUCCAUCUGUGAUUGGUGGGUCACUGUCUACGUACGUAGGCGCUAGGCCAAUGGCGGCGGGGGCUACGCGCAGCCGUCCUGCUACGGCGUAGAGGCGCGCGGGGCGCUACGCCAUCGACAGACGCUGCGUAGCUGCGAAUACCGGGAACUGGAAGCUAUGUGUUAGGUGCACUUUGAUGUGGGACAUCGGGCGUCCACCAUGCAGGGGCUGCAGGCCGCGAAAGAGAAGGCCUCAGGCCUCUUCGCCAACAAACCCCUUCUGUUCAAGAACAGCCAAUAUGAAAACUUUCAUGUGGACCAGAAGGGCUACGAUCAGAUGUACGACGGGGAGGACCUGGAAACACCACCUUCACCCGAUCGGCCCCCGCCACGACAUAUAGAUAAGUACAUCAAAGCGGAGUUACCAUGCCUGAGCGCGCGUUACACGGUGGCGCUGCUCGCCUGCUUCGGCUUCAGCAUCAUGUUCGGCAUGCGCUGCAACAUGAGCAUGGCCAAGCUCAAGAUGACGGAGAAGCAUAACACAUCAAGUGGCAUCAAAGAAGACACACCAUUCAACUGGACGGUAGAAGUAGAAGCCUCCAUCGAUUCCUCCUACUUCUUCGGCUACUUCAUCACGCAGCUGCCGGGUGGUUUCCUGGCGUCCAUGUAUCCGGCCAACAGGAUCUUUGGGGCGGCCAUUGUGGCGUCCGCCAUCUUUAACAUGGCUAUCCCUGGUGCCAUGGCUGUGGGGCCAACUGCAGUCGUGCUAUUGAAGGUCGCGCAGGGAUUUGUUGAGGGUGUGACGUAUCCUUCAUGCCACGGUAUCUGGCGCAUGUGGGCGCCUCCGCUGGAGCGCUCGCGGCUGGCUACGUUGGCCUUCUGCGGGACAUAUGCGGGCAUCGUCAUUGGCAUGCCUCUUUCUGGGAUGCUGUCGGAUUACAUCGGGUGGCAGGCGCCGUUCUACUUCUACGGAGUAUUCGGUCUUAUAUGGUACUGUAUGUGGCUGUGGCUGGUGUUCGAGCGGCCGAGCAAGCACCCGCACAUCGCCGGCAAGGAGAUGGCCUACAUCGAGCAGUCUCUCGGCACCGCCUCGCAGGCCCCCAUGCCCAGCUUUUGGGGCACGCCGUGGAAGGCCUUUUUUACGUCACCCCCAGUAUACGCCAUUAUUGUAGCGAAUUUUUGCAGAACAUGGAAUUUCUGUUUGCUAGUUAUAUUCCAGUCUGCAUAUUUUAAUUCAAGAUUUCAAAUGCAAAUCACAGAGUCUGGCUUCGUGGGCGCGAUUCCCCACCUGAUUAUGACAUCGCUGGUGCCCAUCGGCGGCAUGUUGGCCGACUACCUGCGCAAGAGUGGCACGAUGACUACCACCAACGUGCGCAAACUGUUCAACUGCGGAGGGUUCGGGCUGGAGGCGUUUUUCUUUGUUCUUGUUGCCUAUGCCGAUAACAAGUACGUGGCGACUAUAGAACUAACGCUGGGCGUGGCAUGCAGCGGUUUCGCCAUCUCCGGCUACAAUGUGAACCAUCUGGACAUCGCGCCUCGAUACGCCUCUAUCCUCAUGGGCCUGUCCAACGGCAUCGGUACCAUAGCCGGCUUUGUGGUGCCUAUCGUCAUCAACUACAUAACGCAGGAGAAGGAUAAACUCGAAAAAGCAAUAACAGAGUGGCGCGAGGUGUUCUUAAUGGGCGCGACGGUGCACUUCAUCGGCAUUACCAUCUACGGCAUCUUCGCGUCGGGAGAGCUGCAGUCGUGGGCUGAGCCCCCGCCUUCUUACGAGUCGCCUAUCAAGGCUAAGGACCAUGAGACCACCUUCAUGGGCGACCCAUCAGCGCCACUAAAGAGCAGCUCACCACCGGCGUACGGUGCGGUGGCGCCGCCGCGGCCGCCCGCGCCCGGUGCCGCGCCGGCCCCGCAGGCCCACGUUCCGAACAACCCCUUCGUGUCCGGCGCCUUCUACCAGGCGGAGCCCGUGCAGCCCCCGGCCCAACAGUACCCCGAGCUCACGGAUGACGGCACUUACUAGAUUAUAGCUCAAUGCGGUACUAGACUUGAGGUUUGAUUUUCAGUUCUAUAAGAUUCAGAAAAAUGUUUUGGUAGAGGAUCUCAUACAGUGGGGUAUCGUCAUACAAUGAUAUGAAAGGUAUAAUGCAAAAAUCAAAACUUUGGCUUAAUCUAUAUUCAAACAAAUGUAAAUCUUGCUUCUUGUCUAGUAUUAUAUUGAGGUUUAUGAUUUUCUAUCACUGAUAUUUUCAAAGAUUUUGUGCUCACUAUAGUAUUUUCCAACUAGUUGACCACUCGAUGUGAGCGCCGCCCCUUGCUCGGGUGGUGAACUAGUCCUAAUCGAGUAGAUAGGUGCAAUUACAUGUGCUGUUAUCUCGCCAUGGUUAGCUUGUACUACGUCAUAUCGUUAUAGAAAUUAAUAGUACCUGUUCAGAUCUUCAUUAUUUUUUUAUACACACAGACAUUGUGCUACAUCGUAUUCAUAUUAAAACCCGUUCAGGUUGAAGUCUAUAUUAUGUUGCUCGGUUUAAACCGUGCUGAUUUUCUUCAUAGCUUAAAAAAGUUUGUAUUGUUAUAUUUAUUGACAUAUCAUCAAGUAAUAAAAUAUACCUUAGGGUCGUUUUUUAUUCAUUUUCUUUUAAGGUGUGUGACCAUUUUGAGCAGCCUCGUCCAAGGCAUUAUAUUGUGCGAUUACUCUGUUUUGUUAUUACCAACCAAGCACAUAUUAUACCAAGUUGACAAUUGUCAUCUGACACUGACAAUCCAAUGGUAUCUAGCGACCAUUGGUUUGUUUUUGCUCAUAAAUAAACAACAAACUGUCAUUGUCAGGUUAUAAUUGUCGAAAUAGUGAAACAUGCCAUUUUCUCGAUAUUUAUUUUAGUCACUCGUUGCGACAAUGCCGAGCCUCAGCAAAUGUGAACACACGUUACUGAUUGUUAAAUGCAUGAGUCCCAUAGAUAUGUAUACAUUGCUCUCUUGUUGCUAAUUGUUGUAAAAUGUUUAUAUCUUUAAAAAUAAGUAUGUAAUUUAAUUGUUCAAAUUUAGAUUUACCUGUACCUAUUUAAAUAUAAAACAAUAUUAUAGACGUAGAAAUAUAUUAUGUACUUACUAGAGAAUGUUAACUACAGAGGGAAGUAAUGCAAUCAUUGUUUAAUAAUUACAUGUGUAUUGUUUGCAAGCUUUGUGUUGAAAUUAUUUUGUUAUAUUACUCACUAAGUUUAAAAGACGUUACAAAAAAUACAACGCCUAAAUACAUUUUUUAUUUUGAGCUUUGUGAUUGCUUGUAAUAUAAGUCAUUUAGAAGGAUCAUUAGGUGAAUUAUCCAAUGUACGUAUAAUAAUAUCAGUAGUAUCUGUGCUGAGGACUUUGUUAUCACAAUGCUUUGAAAUUGUAUAUAUGUAGCAAGUUUCCAUUAAUAUAUAUUAUGGAUUUGAAAUCUAAAACACAUUUCCCCGUCUUCCUAGCGUAACUCGAUCUAUAUGUAGGUAAUAAGAUUAAAGAAAAUAUUUAAUCUGGGGUAAAUAAGUUUAAAGAAAUUAAAGUAAAUUUGUGUUUUAAAAUAAGUAUACCAAAGGGGUUAAUAAUGUGAAAAAUUAGUGUGAAUUUGUUAUUUUUUGUUAUUAUUGUAGUCAAGUUUAGUCAAUUGAAACACUCCAUUGAGUUUCCACUAUUCGAGAGUCGUUCGUGAAUCGAAAAGUUGUAUUAGUUAUAUGUAAUUCAGUUUCAGUAAUUCAACCACAUAGUCAAUAUUGUGAUAAUAGAUCGUUAAGAAGAAAAUAUUGAUCAUACUAAUAAAAUAACUCUACGCAAAUAAUA